AUGGCACUGACAGUGGAUGUGGUGGGGCCGGCGCCCUGGGGCUUCCGAAUCUCUGGGGGCAGGGACUUCCACACGCCUAUCGUGGUGACCAAGGUAACUGAGCGGGGCAAGGCCGAGGCUGCUGACCUCCGGCCUGGAGACAUUAUUGUGUCCAUCAAUGGUGAGACUGCAAAGGACAUGCUUCACGCUGAGGCCCAGAGCAAGAUUCGCCAGAGCCCCUCACCCCUGAGGCUGCAGCUGGACCGGCCCCAGGCUGCCUCUCCCGGGCAGACCAACGGGGAAAGCUCCCCAGAAGUGCUGGCCACUCGCUUCCAGAGCUCCAGGAGGACACACACUGACAGCCAGGCCUCCCUCAUCCCCCAGCCAUGCAGCCCCUUCUUCAGCCUGCCCCCGGCCAGCCCCCAGGCACCUGCUGGAGAGGUGGUGACCAGCCACAGUUUCCAGAGCCUGGCGUACUCCCUGGAACCUGCUUCUGCUGACCACUUGUACUAUGGGGGCUGCCCUGGAAGCCGACAGGCCGGCCUCAGCCCUGCUGGCGACUCGGCGGUGCUGGUACUGCCGCCACCGCCCUCCCCAGGUCGCCGUUCCUCCAGCCCCAGGCUCAGUGCGGCCUCAGAAGGGGAAAGCCACGUCCUCAGAGAGGACUCAGAAGUCUUCAAGAUGCUGCAGGAGAACCGCGAGGCACGCGUGGCCCCCCGGCAGUCCAGCUCCUUCCGGCUCCUGCAGGAAGCCCUAGAAGCUGAGGAGAGAGGUGGAACACCUGCCUACCUGCCUAGCUCGCUGAGUCCGCAGUCCUCCCUGCCCACCUCCAGGGCUCUGGCCACCCCACCCAAGCUCCACACGUGUGAGAAGUGCAACACCAGCAUCGCGAACCAGGCCGUCCGCAUCCAAGAGGGGCGGUACCGCCAUGCUGGCUGCUACACCUGUGCUGACUGCGGGCUGAACCUGAAGAUGCGAGGGCACUUCUGGGUGGGGGACGAGCUGUACUGCGAGAAGCAUGCCCGCCAGCGCUACUCUGCGCCCCCCACCCUCAAUCCCCAGGCCUGA
Molecule: messenger RNA, 1047 nt
Organism: Rangifer tarandus platyrhynchus (Svalbard reindeer)
Lineage: Eukaryota; Metazoa; Chordata; Mammalia; Artiodactyla; Cervidae
Source: the annotation of a GenBank genome assembly